Molecule: messenger RNA, 1869 nt
Organism: Gregarina niphandrodes
Lineage: Eukaryota; Apicomplexa; Conoidasida; Eugregarinorida; Gregarinidae
Exons: 1
Coding region: 1-1869 (622 amino acids)
Source: RefSeq, a predicted model, not a curated record
AUGAAGCCCGUGGCUUCUCAGAAAAGAGCGGCCCGCGCACUGGCGGUGCUUGGCUUGGCCUUGAGUGGCGCCUCCCCCUUGUUGCCUCCUCCUGAAGGGCUGGACCCGGGAGUCGUUGAUCCGGCGGCUCAGGAGCCGGCGGCUCAGGAGACGGCGGCGUAUGUGUUGGAAGGGUUGUCGGAGGGAGAUCGGCAGUUAGAGGAGUCGUCGUUGGCGGAGUCUGCGUUGCGGUUGCCGCGGCGGACGGGGUAUGCGGCGCCGUCGGCUUCGUUGGACGACGGGACGUUGCGGUGCAUUCCGGCGGAAUAUGUGGCGGCGUACGACGCGCGCACAGCUGCGUUGUUGGCCGUGGCUCGGCACGGCGCGGUGAUGCCGCUGGUUGUGGAGCGUGUGGGGGCGGCCGUACGCGCCCUGGCAAUGGUCGGCGGUGUAGUGGCUGCCUGUAACAACGGUCCGCAAGUCCUGCUGCCGGGAGUGGACGGGUUGACGUGGCAGGCCACGGCGGACGACGCUGCCCUCGGCUUUGCCCAACUCGUCUCGCCCGAGCUGCUCCGGGCAGCCAAAAAGGUAUUGUCUAACCUCAAGGCGCGCGCAACCGGCUUCCAAAUCCUCGCCGACGCGCUCAAUCGUCAAGACCUUAACCAUGUUGAAGACCUCGUCACACUCCUCGCACGUGGCCAACGCGUCCCGAGACCCAGCACUGAUCUUGACGGCUUCGGCGCGGGCCUGGACAUUUUCGAACGCCUCGCCGAACACGCACAGCUUCCGGAGGACACACGCGGCGACCUGGAGUCGAUUCUCGGCAGGGAGGAGCUGGACGGCGGCCCUGAGUCGGGCGGUGCUGAACCGGGCGGCGACGACCAACGGGCCGAUGCUGAGUUGGGCGGCGGCGACCAGCAGAUCGGCGAUGGACCCAGACGACUGCCCCCGUCGGGUCCGCUGCCCGCGGACUAUGGGGUGGCGAUGACUCCGGAGGUGCAGCAGGCGGCGGAGAAGCUGGCGGCCUUCAAUCAGACGGUGUUGCGGCUGAAACCGAGUGCUCCGUCUUUUGCAGCGGUGCAGUUGCUGUACGGGUGCGACAAGGCGUACCACAACGAGUUGCUGUCGCCGGACCCGGCUUUGGCGGAGCUGGCUGCAGCGAUUCCGGCGUUGGCGGCGGCGCACGACGUGUUCGACCGUCUGGCGGUGGAGGUGAUCGCGGGACUGGGGCGGCAACGGACAGUGCGCGAACGCGCGAUUCCAAGCCUGGACCAGGAGCCGGUGCAGGCGUCACAGGCGCGUUCAGUGUCGCCGGAGCAUUUGCAGCGUUAUUGGUACACGUGUGUGCUAAGUAAUUUGGGCGCAAGGAUUUACGAACAACAUCCGUCACUCGCCGUUGGCCGACCCGACCGGGCACCCAACCGGUACAUCAAGUGCUUCUGGGCCACCGAGGCCAUCCGGAACUGGAUCUGCCCCCGGUCCAGACAACCCGUCCGAGACUACCACGUACUACGCGCUUUUGCCGCCGCUGAAGAACUCAAAAAAUACCGAAGUGAAUGGUACAAGUUUAAGGCCGGCUUCAACGUGUCAUAUCCCACACGUGACUUCUUUGGCAACGCCUCAGACCAAACAGCAGCUGCAGUGGCUAUGAUCUGCCACCCCAGCAAAUAUGUCGUUAAUGUCAGCAAUCAUUCCGAACCCAAAUGGAUUCUGUGGGAAGACCACCCUCACUACACCACACAAGACACCUCCGACCUAGUUAUCAUCAAACAAAAAAGCGCACCCCGUAAAGAAGAUGAGGAAUGGGAACGAUACCUCGAAAGAACCCUCCCACUGGACAGAACGGCCCGAAGAUAUACCAAUGAGAAACCCAAAAUCAGGGUGAUAUAA